Messenger RNA from Lingula anatina, 6624 nucleotides. Its product is annotated as guanylate cyclase 32E. Gene Ontology annotation, cellular component: plasma membrane. Gene Ontology annotation, biological process: intracellular signal transduction; protein phosphorylation; cGMP biosynthetic process. Gene Ontology annotation, molecular function: guanylate cyclase activity; protein kinase activity; peptide receptor activity. Lineage: Eukaryota; Metazoa; Brachiopoda; Lingulata; Lingulida; Lingulidae. The record is from RefSeq and is a predicted model, not a curated record.
AUACAGCUUGAUAGGCAAGUGCUGUUUUAUCACCCGGGACCUCUCAGGGGCGGUGGAAGGUUAAAACUGUCAGCAGCGAACCCGUAUCUUGUCACGUUGCAUGUCGUACGAGAGUUUUAUGACUGUUUAUAGAUUAAGUACUUAGUCAAAAAAUGCUCGUAGGCUUCUUGGAGCUUGGUGUUAUUAAGACAUACACAGGUUUUUUGUGUUGGGGGUAAUAGAAUGGGAUGACCGCAUGGGAUAAGCAUGGCCGUUUCGCAUAAACGCACGCGUAUAACGGCCUUUACACUUGCACGCACAAAUUGGUAAUCGGGCUCACGCGCACAGCACAUUCCAAAGAGCUACAGAUAGCUUGUUAACCACAGAGUGAGAGAAGUCUUUCGACGGCAGCUCUCUCACAAGGCGCCUCUUUACCUUCAACCUCUGACACGCAUAAAUCUCUCAAUAAGGUCAAUGUCAUCCUAUAAAUACCCCAGGAAUCGGACGCGCUUGAGGUGUUAGCAGUGAGAACACCGCUCAACCGAAGAAAACGGAUGAGCAUCAGACGCUAUUCAUUGACUUAGUUUUUUAACCGUCAAUAUGCUUCAAAAUGCGUAUGUCGUGAAGAAGAACUUCAUCCACAGCAUGGAACGCGCGUUUGUAUUGUAUUUCUGAGGCAAAUCCAUAGACCAAGGUGCUUUGGAUAAAGUCACGCCAGAAUGACUACAGCUCUAUUCAUUAUACGAAGUCUUUCACGAGAACUAAGCAGGUAAACGAGGGCACAGUUUACGUGCCGGGAGCUAUGAGUUAGCCAUUUUUUACGAAAAAACUGUCAGGUGUACCACCGACGGGAGCUGUCGAGAAAGAUGGAUGACUCCUUGUGAAAAAAAGGUCGACCAGGAUGCAGCAGCACGUGGAAGUGGAGAAAUGAUAACAUCAUCCGUGAGCACUGAAGACACUAAGUGACACCCAUUACGACAGAGAACAAUCUAAACUUCGAGGCAACACCCCGACAGGUAAAAAGCCAUACAGAGUACAUUUGUAGUCUCCCUUAACAUAAACACGCGACGGCGCGGCCAGUCAGCACGCGGCUGAAAUUGAGGUGAUAAGUGACAAGCAUAGUUUGCUUGAGGCAUGAUAUGACCAACUGACUUAGUUGUCAAAUUAAGAAUAUCGUUUUUAUAUAAUCAGGGAACAGUUGGAAUAUUAAUCACGCAAUCAACAUGCCUAGCGGACAAUAUACGCCUCUUCUCGUACUUUAAGUCUGACCGUCAGUCACUCCCAUAGUGGUUAAGACGUAUAUGUUCCCUUGUCAUCUCGGACACCGCGGCACUACUUUAUUUUGGUGAGUUGAUGUAUUAUGACUGCCAGGCACUUACUGUUAUAUGGCGGGAAUGCACUAUUUGAUAUAUUUUAUAUGGGGUAUGACUGCUUUGACUAACGGGCAUUUUCAAGACAAGGUAAAGAAAGACCUUGGAAACGUAUUGGACGCCAGCAGCUACUGUAGAGACAAUUUACGAUCAUGCUAUCCAACUCUCAAUGUAGCAUGAUGUUGCUUGAAGAUGACCAUAUGUUUGAACGUGGAUAAAAUAAUACCGACUUCUUAAUAAGCUCAAAGAAAUUGCUCAGCGGGAAUACUUUAUCUGGACACGAGUCUCUAAUCGGGAUAUCAUAUACAUCAAUACUAGCUCAUCGCGAGGAUAUGCGCGAUGAUAUGUCAUUGUUUGGGGAGUCUGACUAUUUUUCAUUGUAACGGGACUCGUUAGGCCUUGCUAUGAAAGAAAAGACGCUUAACAACGGGGUCCCUUUCCAUUUAUUGUUGCUACUGAGUAUAGCCUGUGUUGUAUUAGGUGAAGAUGCACCUUCGCCCAUAAAUGCCUCAUCGUUGGGAAAUACCCCUAGUUCAAGAACAGAGCUUGGUUUUUCAUCUGGAUCAUCCCCUUCUUACACAAUACAGCCAAAUCACCUGUUGGUAGGAUAUUUGACAAAUGACCAAGGGAAGAAAGGGGACAAAUGGAAAAUUAAUCGACAAGCAAGAAUAAUAUCCGGAGCCUUUUCGUAUGCCAUCAAAACUAUCAACGAGGAUCCGAGCUUAUUGAAUGGGCUCCAACUUGAUUUCCUGUGGAACGACAAUGAAGGUGAUUCUCUGAUAGGGACUGCCAGACUGACCGAACAAUGGAGAAAAGGGGCAGUAGCUUUUUUCGGUCCGGAGGAUGAAUGCGAGACAGAGGCGAAAGUGGCCGCAGCGUGGAACUUGCCUAUGAUAGCUUACAAAUGUGCGGAACCUUUAGUCAGCGACAAGGAAUUGUAUCCGACCUUCGCCCGCACUUUUCCGCCGUCGACGCAGGUGGCCAAAUCUGUGAUCUCGUUGAUGAAAUAUAACAAAUGGAAGAAGUUUUCACUGGUUUACGGUUCAUCCACCAAGUACAAGUCCAUUGCAAUCACAGUCGAGAAUUUGGCAAAGAUGCAUAAUAUGACCAUUAACAGUAAACUUUCGUAUACGGAGCCGCACUUCGGCUACACGGAGUCCGAAAAGAAAGCAUUUCAAGAAAUCGUCAGUGAGAGUUUUGAAGGCACAAGAAUCUAUGUUCUGUUCGGUACUCACCACGCUCUCAUAUCUCUGAUGGAAAACUUAGACAAAUUGGGUGUUCUGGCCAGUGGAAACUAUUCCUUGGUCUACGUGGACCAUGACAGCUACACUUCUGUGCAGAAUGACCCUAUAAUGUUUUUUAAGCGAAUAACCGACAAGCCAGACUCGCGACUGCUACUGAAGGCAGCUCGCUCGCUUCUUGUCAUCGUCAGCACAAGCUACCCUGACAACCAACGCUACAAAGAUUUCCAUGACCAAGUUAACAAGUAUAAUGCGUUGCCACCAUUCAAGUUCCCAGUUUUCCGGGGACAUCCAGAUUUUCCCGAAAAGAAACGAAUUUCCGUGUAUGCUGCAUAUCUUUACGAUGCAGUGAUGUUAUAUGCAGACGCACUGCAGAAAGUGGUACAGGCGGGAGAAAACAUUACUGAUGGAAAAGCCAUUAUUUCCAAAAUUCUUGGUCGCACUUACAUGAGUAUUCAAGGUUUCUUGUGCAAGAUUGACAAGAAUGGGGAUGCAGAAGGAAACUACACCGUCCUCGCACGUAGACCGUUCCACUCCAAGAGGGCCAACUACUCCAUGCUGCCAGUCGGCCACUUUAUCAUAGAAGAGAAAGAGCAACUGCCGCAGUUCCAGCUUUUCUCCGGUCAGCAGAUUGACUGGAUUAAUGGUGGUCCCCCGCUAGACGAACCGCCUUGCGGAUAUAGGGGAGAGAAGUGCCAGAAGCCUAAAGAUUUUACAAUGGAGAUAACCUUUGGCGUGAUAGGGGGACUGCUGUUGGUUACUGGGGUCAUUGCUCUAUUCUUGUACAGACAGCGGCGCUAUGAACAAGAAAUAGCUGGUUUACUGUGGCGAAUCAACGUGGAUGAGAUCAAAGGUAUCUCCAAUGUCUUACUGACAGAGGAUCAAUCCGGAAGCAAGGUAACAAUCAUCAGUACUCCAGGUUCCAUGGACUCGAGACUAUCUUCCAACUUCCAUACAUUUACUGCCACUGGUACCUAUAACGGCCAGGUGGUGGCGCUGAAACAGAUGUGCAAGAAAGGCCUUGAAAUAAACAGAGACAUGAAAAAAGAAAUGAAAGUGAUGAAAGAGUUCCGUCACGACAAUAUCUGUCCGUUUGUCGGUGCGUGCGUUGGCCACAACUUUUUUAUAAUCGUCACAGAGUACUGCGCCAAGGGCAGUUUACAGGAUAUUCUUGAGAACGAGGACAUGAAGCUUGACGCGAUGUUUAUUGCCUCUCUUGUAUUUGACCUAAUUAAGGGAAUAAUGUUUCUGCAUGAGAGUAGUGUUUACUAUCAUGGUAAUCUCAAAAGCACCAAUUGCGUGGUUAACAGCAGAUGGACACUGAAAAUCACAGACUUUGGGUUCUUGGAUAUAAGGAAUAAGUUACUGGAACAAGAAAAUGAAAUUGUUAAGUAUAGAAAUUUACUUUGGAAAGCACCGGAACUGUUGCGUAGCCCAAGUAUACGAGGCAGUCAAGAAGGAGACGUGUAUUCUUUUGGUAUCAUUCUUCAUGAGAUAAUUACCCGAGACGGACCUUGGGGAGAUACUGAAUUAACAGCGAGAGAGAUCAUUGAAAAGGUCCAAGAUUCGUCAGAGGCGGAGCCAUUUCGUCCGAAGACAUCCGGUUUGCAGUGCCAAGACUAUAUAGUACAAUGUAUGGCCGACUGCUGGAACGAAAACCCGUUCCUAAGACCGGAUUUUAAAGAAAUACGAUUUCGGCUGCGUGGGAUGAAAACCGGCAUGAAGUCAAAUAUAUUUGACAACAUGAUGGCAAUGAUGGAAAAGUAUCAAAGUGACCUGGAGUCUCUGGUGGACGAACGAACUCUCCAACUUAUUGAAGAGAAAAAGAAGACAGUGGCACUUCUGCACAGAAUGCUUCCCAAGUCCGUAGCUGAUCAGUUAAUGCGAGGUGAACCAGUUAUACCAGAAACAUUUUCCUGUGUGACCAUUUACUUCAGUGAUAUCUGUGGAUUUACUCAGCUUUCAGCUAAUAGUACUCCAAUGCAGGUUGUCAAUCUCUUGAACGACCUGUACACGUUAUUUGACUCUAUAAUCCGUCACUAUGACGUGUACAAAGUGGAGACAAUCGGAGACGCCUAUAUGGUGGUGAGCGGGCUUCCCAUCAGAAAUGGCGACAGUCACGUGGGAGAGAUUGCGUCCAUGUCGCUGCAUCUUUUGUCAACACUUAAAACUUUCCAGAUAAGACACAUGCCGGGAGAAACGAUUAGACUUCGCAUUGGCAUGCAUUCAGGUCCGUGUGUCGCUGGUGUUGUCGGGUUGACAAUGCCACGGUACUGCCUGUUUGGGGACACAGUGAACACAGCUUCCAGGAUGGAGUCACACGGGGAGCCUCUAAAAAUCCAUUGUUCUCAAGAAAGUCGUGAUCUCUUGCUAAGUCUUGGAGGAUAUGAAGUAGAGCCAAGAGGCAAGAUUCACCUUAAGGGAAAAGGCGAUCUGUCCACUUAUUGGUUGACAUCAGAGAACCGCUCCGUGCGCCAGAGACGCCUGAACCUUCCGGUUCUUGAGAACCCACUUCAAGUUAAAAAGGGACUUAAGCAUCAAAAAACUUGCACCAAUGACCCCUGGUCCCCUCGACCGCCCAAUGGCCUUCAUGGGGAACUCUCAAAUUCUGGACGUUUAUAUUCCAUUUUCCGUGACGAUUGCUUCCAACAACCUUCAACGGUGUCUCAUUCUAGUCCCGAAUUCACCAGCCCUGCGACAUUAUCCAGGCGGAGUUAUUCGACACGUAGUCCAAGGUUUAAGUCCAGAGAGCUAUUUAAACAGUGCGCCACUAUACCUACUAUGUUGGGCAGUUUAGUUAAUGAUACAGAGAACAUUGAUGCCAGCGAAACUGAUAGAUUGUUGCCAAUGAAGAUGCUGCCGACCAUAGAAGGUAGUCCUGGUUCUGAGGAUCAGAGUUUGGGCCAAAUGGACGACAAUGGGAAUACAAAGGGAAGCGUAGGUAAUGGUGGACCACCACAGUCGAGUGAGGUAGCUGUUAUCUCUAACAGUUCAGUCAAUAUUGAAUGUGAUGACUCGGCAGAGAGCAAACUUUGACCAAUAACCCGAUUUUGUUUGCUUUAAACACUUUGCUGUUGUCUUUUUUACAUUUUAAUAUUUAUUAAAAUAUCAGAUGCCCAUAUUUUUUCAGACAGCUUAAAAGUAGACCAAAUCAAUAACCAUAUGUUGGAAAGAAUUUUAGUACAUUAACUUCAUUAACCCAGAUUUAGACAUUUCAACAAAUGGGGAUUUUUUGUGUAAGUAUGAUUCAACGAGUUUCAUUAGUGCCCUAAAUAUACAUUGUUUAGUUUUUACGUUGAUAUGUACUCUUGCAAAAACAAAUUCAGGUAAUCUAAAAGCAUUACCAAAACAUUUAAGACUGUUAACAUGGUGUAAGGCAUGGCAGUUUUUACCGUCAAAACAGACGUUUGAUUGAUAUUUUUCUACUAGGGCUUGUUUUACGCAAUGUCUUUAGCACUGAAUUAAAGUCCCCAUAUGUUUUCACUACAUUAUACAUAGAUUUGUCAAAGUACAUUUUACAUUGUGCCUUUAUGUCGCGAAUAUUGUGACGCUGGGUUAUACUUCAAAAACAUACCGUGUGUUAAACAUUCAUGUAUUUAUUUUUUUUAAGUGUCCACAAAUGCAAAGUAGAAAUAGAUUUUGUCUAGGCCGGAUGAUUUCGGCUUUUGAUAGAUGUAUUUCCAACCUUCGCAUUCUGAUAAUGGGCAUUGUUUUCUUAAAUAAUAUUGGCAUUUUGAUACGUGGGGUAAAAAACUAACUAGUCAGCAAAGGGUAGCUAUGUAACUGCACAUGUGAUCACUUUUAUUCGGUUGUAGGAAAUGCAAAUGUUAAAUCAAAUUCAAGGAGCGAAUUCUAACGGUUAUUUCAAAAAUGUAUGUGCCAUGUCAAAAUUGCUUGAGUGGGUUGAAAACUGCAAUUAUUAAGAUGUAUAUUUUUUAUCAAUUUGACAAUUUAUCUGCUUUCAUCUACAUUACAAAAGUGACAUUCCAGUGUAUAAGUAAUCAAAUAAAGAUGCGUUAAGUAUAUAAUGCUAA